AAAAAGGCAGCUUCACUUUUCCAGUUUUUUCUCUUCCGUCAUCCCCCUCCUCCCCUUCCUUCGUCUUCCUCCACCACCUCGCGUGCGGCGGGAGGGAACCCACCCCACCGGCCUCCCUCCCCCCACCCCCACGUAGACGACUGCACUAGGCGGCCUCCCCUCCCCUCCCCUCCUGCGGGGAUCAUCGGCGGGGCCGCGCCGCGCUCUCCCCCCGCGAAUCGGCGGCGGCGGGGAUGGCGACCCACGAGCGGAAGACGAUCGAUCUGGAGCAGGGGUGGGAGUUCAUGCAGAAGGGCAUCACCAAGCUGAAAAACAUCCUCGAGGGGAAGCCCGAGCCCCAGUUCAGCUCCGAGGACUACAUGAUGCUCUACACGACGAUUUACAACAUGUGCACGCAGAAGCCGCCGCACGACUACUCGCAGCAGCUCUACGAGAAAUACCGGGAGUCCUUCGAGGAGUACAUCACGUCCAUGGUCUUACCUUCAUUAAGAGAAAAGCAUGAUGAGUUUAUGUUGAGAGAGCUAGUAAAACGGUGGUCAAACCAUAAAGUGAUGGUUCGGUGGCUAUCGCGCUUCUUCCAUUAUCUCGAUCGGUACUUUAUUUCAAGGAGGUCCCUACCAGAACUAAGUGAAGUUGGGCUUAAUUGUUUCCGAGAUUUGGUAUAUCAAGAGAUCAAAGGAAAAGUAAAAAGUGCGGUGAUAUCCUUGAUAGAUCAAGAACGUGAGGGUGAACAAAUUGAUAGGGCCCUGUUAAAGAAUGUUCUGGAUAUAUUUGUUGAGAUUGGCUUGACCAUUAUGGACUACUACGAAAAUGAUUUUGAAGAUUUCUUGCUCAAAGAUACUGCAGACUAUUACUCUAUAAAAGCUCAAACCUGGAUUCUUGAGGAUUCUUGUCCAGAUUACAUGUUAAAGGCAGAGGAGUGUUUGAAAAGGGAGAAAGAGCGAGUCUCUCACUAUUUGCACUCCAGUAGUGAACAGAAGUUGCUGGAGAAAGUGCAGCAUGAAUUGCUAACUCAGUACGCAAGCCAGCUCCUCGAGAAGGAGCAUUCUGGAUGCCAUGCUUUGCUCCGUGAUGACAAGGUUGAUGAUCUCUCUAGAAUGUACAGGCUCUUUUCCAGAAUAACUCGUGGUUUAGAACCUGUUUCUCAAAUAUUUAAGCAGCAUGUUACUAAUGAGGGCACAGCCUUAGUGAAGCAAGCCGAAGAUGCUGCUAGUAAUAAGAAGCCAGAGAAGAAGGAGAUAGUUGGUUUGCAGGAACAGGUUUUUGUGCGGAAAAUCAUCGAGCUUCACGACAAGUAUGUGGCUUAUGUUACGGAUUGUUUCCAGGGGCAUACUCUCUUCCAUAAGGCACUUAAGGAGGCAUUCGAAGUUUUUUGCAACAAAGGUGUUUCUGGCAGCUCAAGCGCUGAAUUACUAGCUACUUUCUGUGACAAUAUCUUAAAGAAAGGUAGUAGUGAAAAGCUUAGUGAUGAAGCAAUUGAAGAUACCCUUGAGAAGGUUGUAAGGUUACUUGCCUACAUCAGUGACAAGGACUUGUUUGCUGAGUUCUAUAGAAAGAAACUUGCAAGGAGAUUGCUUUUUGACAAGAGUGCUAAUGAUGAACAUGAGAGAAGCAUUCUUACCAAGCUAAAGCAACAAUGUGGAGGGCAGUUCACUUCAAAAAUGGAGGGCAUGGUUACUGAUCUCACUGUUGCAAGAGAUCACCAGGCCAAAUUUGAAGAGUUCAUAAGCACACACUCAGAGUUGAAUCCUGGAAUAGGCUUGGCUGUUACUGUCCUGACAACAGGAUUUUGGCCAAGUUACAAAUCUUUUGAUAUAAAUCUACCUGCAGAAAUGGUGAAAUGUGUAGAGGUUUUCAAGGAGUUUUACCAAACAAGAACCAAACACAGGAAGCUUACCUGGAUAUAUUCACUUGGAACCUGUAUUAUUAAUGCUAAAUUUGAGACCAAAACUAAUGAGCUCAGUGUUACAACUUAUCAGGCUGCAUUGCUGCUGCUGUUUAAUGGAGUUGAUAGACUCAGCUACUCUGAGAUUGUCACACAGUUAAAUCUCUCAGAUGAUGAUGUUGUCCGAUUGCUCCAUUCUCUCUCUUGUGCAAAAUACAAGAUUCUUAACAAAGAACCAAACAAUAAAUCUAUUUCACCGAAUGAUGUCUUUGAGUUUAAUUCAAAGUUUACUGACAAGUCGCGAAGGAUAAAGAUACCUCUUCCUCCAGUUGAUGAGAAGAAGAAAGUAGUUGAAGAUGUUGAUAAGGAUCGCAGAUAUGCCAUUGAUGCAUCAAUUGUGCGCAUUAUGAAGAGUCGCAAAGUAUUGGGUCAUCAGCAACUUGUGAUGGAAUGUGUGGAGCAGCUUGGCCGCAUGUUCAAGCCUGACUUCAAGGCAAUAAAGAAGCGCAUUGAGGAUCUUAUCACAAGGGAUUACUUGGAGAGGGAUAAAGACAACCCAAAUGUGUACAGAUACUUGGCUUAAUGUGUUUUUUCUGCUGGUGGACAGAUGCUUGCCGGAGCCUCACUUCUGUGCUCUGCAGUGCUGCAUUUAUCAAUGGCAAAAUGAUGAAAGUAGUUUAUCUGGUACAACACCAUUGGUUUCUUAGAAUUUUCAAGCAUGGCAGGUGAUUGUGCUGUGUGCAGCAAGAACACUCCCUGUAUAUCCAGCUUAACCAAUGGUAGCUCUGUCAGAACUCAUCAGAGCCCACCAGGUCAGGGAUUUGCUGCUGGAACUUCUCAAGGUUCUCCUAAAUGUUGUAAUCAUAUACUAGGUCAUGUCCUAUUUGUUAAAUUUAUCCAUAGCAUAUAGUUUUGCUGUUUUUCAUUAUGUUGCCUAGAUAAAUGGAGAGGGAACUUUGAACUGGCAAUCCAACCUUGUCCUAGGCCAUCAUUGUUGUAAAAUAUUUGUUGUAUAUCAUGUCGUAGAUAUGCCAAAAGCACUGGUGAUAAUUGUGCCUUGAA
This is a messenger RNA of Oryza brachyantha (malo sina), 2947 nucleotides long. RefSeq names its product cullin-1. Gene Ontology annotation, molecular function: ubiquitin protein ligase binding. Gene Ontology annotation, cellular component: cullin-RING ubiquitin ligase complex. Lineage: Eukaryota; Viridiplantae; Streptophyta; Magnoliopsida; Poales; Poaceae. The coding region runs from base 234 to 2468 and encodes 744 amino acids. The transcript has 18 exons. The record is from RefSeq and is a predicted model, not a curated record. Gene Ontology annotation, biological process: protein ubiquitination; ubiquitin-dependent protein catabolic process.